Macrosiphum euphorbiae (potato aphid) is the source of this 2241-nucleotide messenger RNA. The record is from the annotation of a GenBank genome assembly. NCBI's taxonomy places the organism in Eukaryota, Metazoa, Arthropoda, Insecta, Hemiptera, Aphididae.
AUGAAGUCUAAGCAAUUAGCAGUUGUCUCCUGGGAUUCAAAAUUACCAUUUCCAAAGUUUCCAGUCUGGUUAUAUGUUUUAAUAGUAGCAUUUGUGUCUAUAUUAUGCUAUGGUAACUCAUAUUAUGGUGCUUUUGUGUUUGAUGAUUCUGAGGCAGUUGUAAAUAAUCAUGACGUAAACCUAGAAACACCAGUGGUUAAGAUUUUUAGCCACGAUUUUUGGGGUACGAGACUAACGAACCAGGCUAGUCAUAAAUCAUACAGACCUCUUACAAUACUGUCCUUUAGGUUUAAUGUUUGGUUAAAUAAUGGACAUUUAUGUCCAAAGUCAUUACAUUUUACCAAUAUAGUUUUACAUGCAAUUGUUUCUUGUCAACUGUUACAUGUCUAUAAUUUGUUAUUUAAUGGAGAUUCUCCCAAGACUUCAUUUUUAGCAGCUCUGAUGUUUGCGGUGCAUCCUGUUCAUGUAGAAGUGGUGUCUGGUAUAGUUGGACGUGCUGAUCUACUUAGUGCAUGUUUGUCUCUUUUUGUCUUCAUUAUUUAUCAUAGAACUGCAAAAGCUAAACAAAUAAAUACAUUAACCAACAUAAUAGCUACAGUAUUUUGUUGUAUAUUAAGUGCUAUGGCUAUGCUAUGCAAAGAACAAGGACUAAUGAUUAUGACGUUCUGUGGUGUGUUUGAAGUUAUUGUGAUCAACAAAAUCACGUUUCAAAGUAUUAUGAAAAAUAUUAAAACCUCAAAAAUAAUUCGAUUGCUUAAAAAAGAAUCAUUAGAAAGGCUAUUUAUAUUGACUGCCGGAUUUUGUAUUAUUCUUUAUGGCAGAUGGACUAUUAUGGGAUCACCUCCUAUUUUUCAACAAAUUGAUAAUCCUGCAUCAUUUUUAACAACACCUUUUGAAAGAUUUGUAAAUUACAGUUACAUCUAUUUCAUUAAUAUUUGGAUAAUGAUAUGUCCUGUUUGGCUAUGUUUUGAUUGGUCAAUGGGCUGUAUCCCUCUGAUACAUUUGAAUACAUUUCCUAAAGAUCCAAGAUUAUUCAUUGUUUUUGGAUUUUGGACAAUUCUUGUAUUAAUAUUUUAUAAAAUCCUGUUUUCAAAAAAUUAUGAUAAAAAACAAUUACAAAUGGGAUUUCUAUUAGGUCUUUUAUCGUUUCUGCCUGCUUCAAAUUUAAUGUUUACAGUUGGAUUUGUCAUUGCAGAACGAGUGUUAUAUUUGCCUUCAGCUGGUUUUAUUAUAAUUAUAGUCUUGGGUAUCAGGAGAUUAUGUUUAAAUUAUUUUGUUCAAAAAAUAGUUAGAAUGUGCAUUUUACUAUUAAUUUGUGUACAUUCCAUUCGAACAUAUCAACGCAGUAAGGAAUGGAGUUCUGAAUUAGAAUUAUUUAGAAGCGCAUUGAAAGUUUGCCCAAUGAAUGCUAAAGUACAUUAUAAUUUAGCAAAAAGUUUAGCCGAUAUCGGACAUACACAGGAAGCUAUAGACCGUUAUAAACAUGCACUAUUAUUACACCCAAGGUAUGAUCAAGCGAUGAAUAAUUUAGCAAAUAUUUUAAAAGACAAAAAUGAAUUGGAAGAGGCUAGAUCUUUAUUAGAAAAAGCGGUUACUAUUAGAAAUGAUUUUGCUGCUGCUUGGAUGAAUUUAGGUAUUGUAUUAUCUGCUCAACACGAAUACAAUAAAGCUGAAGAUGCAUACUUAACAGCCUUACAACACAGAAAAAGCUAUCCUCACUGUUACUUCAACUUGGGAAAUUUAUAUUUGGAAAUGGGAGAGAAGACUAAGGCAUUAUUUGCAUGGCAAAAUGCUACAUUUCAACAACCAACUCAUGUAAUUUCAUGGAAUAAUAUGAUUGUGCUCCUAGAGUCAAUUGGUGAAUUAAAACGAGCAGAGAAUGUAGCUCGCACAGCCCUCUCUAUUUUACCAAAUGAACCAAAUUUACAUUUUAAUAUAGCCAACAUAUUAGGUAAAAUAGAUAAAUUUGUAGAAGCGGAAAAACAUUUUUUGGCUGCUAUUAAAUUAAAACAUCGAUCUUCUAAGGCUAUUUUAGUUGCAUUAUAUCAUUCAAAUCUGGGAGUUUUGUAUCAUCGUUGGGAAAAAUAUGAUCUCGCAGAAAUGCAUUAUUUACAAGCAUUGAUGAUUGAUCCAAAUAUGCAGAAAGUUAAAAAUCACCUUGCAUCAAUACGUAAACAUUUAGGAGAAAUCAGUCAACCCGCUCUCAAUAUUAAGUCUUACCAACAAGAAAAAGAGUUUUAA